Molecule: messenger RNA, 1302 nt
Organism: Hirsutella rhossiliensis
Lineage: Eukaryota; Fungi; Ascomycota; Sordariomycetes; Hypocreales; Ophiocordycipitaceae
Exons: 5
Coding region: 1-1302 (433 amino acids)
Source: RefSeq, a predicted model, not a curated record
AUGGCUGCAUCUACUGCUCACGCCGCACCCAAGUCCUCCAAGAAGAAGGCUGCCAAGGUCGCCCACCGCAACCAUUCUCCUGCCCCCAGCACUGCCUCGGGCGUUGCCGAUGCGGCCGUCGAUUCCCAGGAAGACGGCUUCGAGUCUCCGUACAUCAAGGAGCUGCAAAAGAAUAUCCGAAAUGUCAACAAGAAGAUCACCAAUGUCUCCAAGACCGACUCGCUCCUGAGCCAGCACGCUGGCAAGUCCCUCGACGAGCUGGUCGCUGAGAAAAUCAUCAACGCCGAUCAGAAAGCCCAGGUCAUGAAGAAGCCAGCUCUGCAAGCCCAGCUCACGCAGAUGGAAGAGCAGCUCGUUCAGUACCAAAAGGUCCACGAGCAGUAUCGCUCCCGAGCCAAGUCGGACAAGGCCGAGUGGGAGAAGUCGCUUGACAAGGCCAAGGCCGACGCUGUCGGCGACGCCAAGCAAGAGUUCAAGAAGUCACAGCAGGAACACCUUCUCGUCCUCUCCCAGUUCCUCCGACUUGCUGCCUAUCGUCGCGAGGAAGCCAAGGACCCCGAGUCCGACGAAAGCCAGGCCAUCGAGGGCGUUUUGCUCGCAAUCUAUGCCGGGGACGAAACUGCCGUCGCGUCCAUGCUCAAGUUGAUCGAGGGAUCCGAGGAGCAGAUUCUUAGCGUGCCGGGAGAUCAGCUGCAGACCACCUACUCGAAUGUCAAGACGCUCGCCCGAGAAUACAAGACUCCUUUCUACCCCGAGACCGCCCCGCCUGCCGAGUCGGAGCCCGCAAAGGAGCUAGCAUCUGACCCCACGAUGGUCAACGCUGCCGCCACGGAGCUUGACGCAGGAGACAGUGCUCUUGUCAACGGACAGGCUGCAGAGCCCUCGGCCAACGGCAUCACAAAUGCCAGUGUCUCUGACGACGCUGCCAACGCGGUCGCCGAGAGUCACUGGGAUUGCGAGAAUGGCACGUCCAUCUCGCAGGGAUGGGAAGAGCUGAAGGACCCGCGGGAUCCCAAUGUGACGGAUCCUGGACUGAACGCGACACCUGCCCCCAACACGCACUCCUGGGCCGACGAGCAGCCCGACCCAUCCAUGGAGGCUCCUGCGGCUGCCGACCCCAAUGACGGGUUUCAUCAGGUUCAGCGCAACCGAGGCCGCCAGGAGCGUGAGGGAGGACCUCCGCGCGGGCGAGGCCGGGGCGAGUGGCGGGGCCGGGGCCGUGGGGACGGUCGAGGUCGCGGGCGCGGGCGUGGCAACGGCGGAAUGGCGUCGCGAGGCGCUCGCCGCACCGAAGAACCGUAG